Echinococcus granulosus is the source of this 5559-nucleotide messenger RNA. Its product is annotated as ALK tyrosine kinase receptor. Bases 1 to 5559 code for a protein of 1852 amino acids. Gene Ontology annotation, cellular component: signaling receptor complex. Gene Ontology annotation, biological process: cell surface receptor protein tyrosine kinase signaling pathway; positive regulation of kinase activity; protein phosphorylation. Gene Ontology annotation, molecular function: transmembrane receptor protein tyrosine kinase activity; ATP binding. The record is from RefSeq and is a predicted model, not a curated record. Lineage: Eukaryota; Metazoa; Platyhelminthes; Cestoda; Cyclophyllidea; Taeniidae. The transcript is spliced from 20 exons.
AUGAAUGCAAUGGUGGCGUUUGUUCACUUGACAUUUCUACUAUGUACUGUGUCUUCGUGCGUUCUUGCCAAACAAGGCCUUGAUUUAAGCGAAAGUUGUCUUGCAGCUAAAGAAAAAGCAAAAUGGACAAGAAGUCUUCACUUCAAUAAUAAGUCUUUUUCCCUCAAUAUUGAGGUGAACGAUAAGCCUUCUCACUGGAUCAUAAACUACAUAUUUGAGAUACUUAUUCGAGAGCGUUUUGGGUACAGAAAUAUCAAUUUUAUCUACACUCCAUGGGAUUCCUCUUCAAAUGCGAUCAAUCGUCUCAAUUGUGAAAAGUCCAAUGAUUGUUCUUGUCCCCCGCCCAUUCAUGUUAAUCUGGAAUUAUGGCUUCGCACUGGAGAGCAAGUUUCGGAUUAUGCACCGCCACAUCGUGUGAACAUGAACGGACCGCUUGGUCCGAUAACACGAUGGGGCCUCUAUACCAAUGAGGAAUUAUUAGGUCGUCAGGCUCCAUUAUUCAUGGUGACAGGUGGAAAAGAGGAAUGGCCACCACUGCUUUGUGUGACUAUGAAUUCCCCCGCUACUACACCAAAAUAUUUGGGAUUACUUAUCCUUUACAUGCACCUCUACCAACUCAUUCGCAGAAGGUUUUCUUACUUGAUCAAAAUCCGCGUAUCGGCUGGCCAGGCAGCCAACCAGUUUGGCUUGCCAAAUGGUAGUGCUCUCUGCGCUGAGAAGCUUUACUGGAAGGAGUGGGGAAAAAGAGUUUAUGGCGGUCAACUUAUUGUCGUUGUUCGCUAUGAUAAAACUUCGCCUCUUAAGUUCUAUCGAAGCUUUAUAAUCACCUCCGAAAGGUCCGCCGAGGACAAAGGCCAUACAAACUGGUUCGCUGAUUUGCCCGUGGGCGCUAUUGAACAGGCCUGUGCACACACCAGCACAGACGAGUUGGCGGCAUUCAUUUACACUCGGCGCAACCUUAGCACUGACCCGAGGAUCUCCCAGGAUGUUCACCCAAGCCAGUCCUUUGGCGAAGGUGUACUCUUUUACGACCGCCCCUCUAUGCUGAAGGCCUACAAGACCCUCCUCUUGGAGGAUGGCAUGUCAAUGGAGAUGCAUGUAGAGCAGCGUCCAACCCAGUUCCUGUGGAACCUUACCACACAGGCCCCACGCUUCCCCAUCCUCCUUAAUUGGUACCCCAAUACUCUGACGCUCAAGUCACGACUGGUACGCCUUGGUGUGCCCGACUGUGUUGCUCUCCGUGCCCGCACUCCCGUCGACUCCUCCGUCGACUCCACUUGCGCUUUUGAGGUCAAUCAACUAGUAAAGGUCUCCUGGGCCGGCCUCGCGGAGGCAGCUCCUCUUGUCACCCAGCUAAUUAAUCGAUUUCAUAUCAAGCAGACUGACUACAUUCAACUCCUCCGCCGUGUUAGCCCCAACCUCCUAAACUACACCGAUGCAAUCGAACGAGGCGAGGAGAAGCAGUUUCGUGCACGUUUUCGCGAAACGGCCUGUUGGUGGCUGCGAAUGCAUCGAUCGAGGUGGGAACAGUGGACUGAGGGGUGGAACGUUAAGAAAGAGAUCAUCAUUGGGGGCAUGUUCACCUUCGCGGGCACCGAGGAGUUCAAAGAUUUGGCUCCCAAUGCCUUCCAUGCAGUGGACGUUCUGAACGGCGACGAGAAGUACUUUGGCAACUCGGAGUUUGCCAUUCGUCUUCAAAUUCGCAAUCUUACUUGCUCUCAGAAUGUAGUGCUCAACGAUUUCUUCAAUUUCCUCACCGUCAACCCCAACAAUGAAAGCAUCCUUGGCGUGAUCCUUGCCCUCUGCCCCGAUGCCAUUGAGGCGACUGUGCGGUUGGCGAACCUACGUCGGGUGCUUGUCAUCUCGCCCACUGUGGAGUCUGCCUCCUUCCUGUGGCAGAAACAUUACAAGUUCUUCUUUCGCACCAUUCCCUCCGCCUACACUGCCAGCUUCAUCUUCAUCCGCCUGUUCCAGCAGUGGCGGUGGAAACGGGUCGCGAUGUUCCGGAAGGAUGACCACUAUUUUUAUCGCGAUGCCUUCACCGCAAAUAACAUUACCCUGGUGGACGACUUUGAAGUGAAGGAGUCUAUGCUCACCUAUGCUAACGUCAUAUCGGUGAAACAGCGCAAUGGACGAAUCAUAAUCGUGGAUCAUUCGGCUGGGGCAACCGCUAUUAUCCUUUGCGCCGCUUUUCAUCUGAACAUGCGCGCUGAGGAGGGUUACGUGUGGUUUCUCAGUCCCUGGCUCUCCAAGAACUUCUGGGAGUCGCCGGAAGUGAUUCCUCCUGAGUGCAGUGCCAAUGAUCUCAAGGUCAUGCAUGAUUACUCCUUCAGCGUCUCACAUCCCCUUCACACUGGUGCUGUCAUUUACUCCAAUCUCAUGACCUCCAUGAGUGGACCCAAUCAAUCUGAGGCGUCCAGUGGAAGCAAACCCGAUAUGCGAAUUCGCUCACAUCAGCGCCAGCUAUACGAGCAGUGUACUUUUGAAUCGGUGAUCGUCCUCGGGAGUGCAAUAGCUCGGCUUCUGCGUGAAAAUCCCUCCGCGCUGUCGAUUUUGAGCAAUCCCAAAAUGGCUGAGCGCUUACGGACGUUGGUGUCGAAAACGCACAUGGAGUACUCGAGCAGAGGCUACCUGGACAAGAAUGCAGUCUCCUUUUUCAGUAACAAUGUGGACCAGUUGGGUGAGACCCUCGUCUAUCAAUUCGGCGUCACUCCACCCUCACCACCUGUGCCGCCACAGACUCCACCGCCUGCCUAUGACGAAGACCCCCUUGCUAGCACCGUUCAUCAGCUUAGCUUUGAUUCACACAAUGAUCGUCUCCUGGAGGCGUGGCUGCUGAAACAAAUCCAAGAUAAAACGACUGUUCCCAUCACCCUCUGGUCUUUCAGUGGACCUCUCCAUGGAGAUGAGGAUGGCGAGUCGACCCUGUUGUCGAAAGAUAGAUUUCGGCUGCAUUCCAGCAGCGGUUACUCAUCAUCCUCCUCUCGAGGGGCGUGGGGUGGGGACAUGGAGAACGGAGAGGAGGGCGAGGAAAAUGGGGCGGAGGACAACCGGAACGAUGCGAUCGCUUUCAAGACUUUCGUUGACAACCUCUUCGAGAAGCCCUACGACAAACCGCGCUGGGGUGGCAGUGGCUCUUUGCGUCCCACCGAUGGCUCCAUAACUGAGGCCGAUUGUGCCUUCAGCUUCCUCUCACGCUGGUUUGGUGUCAGUUGUGUCGUUGGCAACUGGAUAUUCGCCAUGGGCGUUCUUAUCAUCAUCGCUAUACCUGUGGUCGCUGUCGUGCUUGCCUACUUCCGGCGACGUCUGCGAGAGGCAGAAAAACUCACUCGGAAGCCCUAUGAAGAACUUUGCGCUCUUUUGGCUGACGUCAAUAUCCCACUAACUGACAUCGUUAUCAAUCGCCGAAUCGGUGACGGUGCCUUUGGUUUGGUGUACGGUGGAGAAGCCAAGUUUGCGGGUCGGUGGGAAGCGGUGGCAGUGAAGAUGAAUACCAACCGCACCACCUACGAGGCGAAGGUGGAGUUCCUCUCUGAGGCCAAGUUGAUGCGUGACCUGCGACACAAGAAUGUGGUACGUCUCGUCGGUGUCUGCAUGGAUCGGCCGCAGGAUGAAAUCUAUCUCAUUAUGGAACUCAUGCUACUUGGUGACCUCAAAAAGUACCUCCUUGAACGCCGUCUCACCGCCCAGCGAUGUCCGGACCACGAGGAUAUUUGUCCGGCGACGCUGACUCGGAUGGCGCUAGACAUAGCCGAGGGGCUGGCGUAUCUGCACAGUAAACAGCUCAUUCAUCGCGAUAUCGCUUGUCGUAACUGCCUGGUGGGCCCGGACCACGUGGUGAAAAUAGGCGACUUCGGACUGACGCGCGAGGCUACCGCGGGCUCCCCGUACGGCUACUACCGCUUUACGCGCAACGUCGAGCUGCCUAUCCGGUGGAUGCCGCCCGAGGCGGUGCAGUUCGGCAUCUUCUCGGUUAAGUCGGACCUCUGGUCCUAUGGCAUCGUUCUCUAUGAGAUUAUUACCUUCGGCAUGUUUCCCUACGCUGAACUCGGCGACGUGGAAGUUGUUGAACGGGUCAAACGAUCCGAGUUCUCGAUCACGCAGAUUCUUCCGCCUGCUGCCAACGGAACUACUGUGUGGCGUCUGAUCGUGAGCUGCUGUCAGUACUACUGGCAACACCGUCCUGAGUCAAUGCUCCAGGUUAUAGAGGAGAUACGGGCCAACGAGAAUUGCAUUCGACCCUACCUCACCGACGAACCACCUACUCUAGAGACCACGGCGAUUCCCUUCCUUCCUGGUCCGGGUGCGUGCAUAAUGCCGGAGCCGCCGCCGGUUCCACAGCCUGCCUUCUCGGCACCGAUGGGGGCACGUGCCUGGGUUGGCGGUGCACCCUUUAUGAACCCCUCGACGCCCUUCACGGAGCCCCCCUCAGCGGGCGAGGGGCCCCAACGCCAUACAGCCGCCAACAGCAGCAGUGGUGGCUGCGGUGGUGGUGGAGGGUGUAGUGAGAAGGUCUAUUUCUCCUCUGCCAACUCUUCUUCCUCCCUUACAUCCAACUCCGCCUCCUCCAGACGGCCCCACAAUACUGCUUUAAACAUCGGACAAACUCCGGUCAAACGAGCUCCACCUCCCACUUCAGUCUAUGCGCCGCCUGGACAUCCUGGUUACCAACCCUCGGAUGAAUUGAAUCCACUUCUCAACCCCUCCAACCGAUCGAUGUCCUUGGAGUUCCUGCAAAAGUCAGACUUCCAUCUCCAAACACCGCCGUCGAGGAGAGCGAACGAAAGUGAUGUCGAAGAAGAGUUAGAGAGAAUCAGCGAGAGCGGGGACGUUGAUCUUCGGCGUGAGGUGGAGGACGAGGAAGGUGAGGUGGAUUUUCAAGGUCGCAGAACCAAGCACCAGCGCACCUCACGUCCCCAAAAGCCCUCUCUUUUGGGUCGCAGCCCCUUCAGCUUCUCCGUGGAUCCUAGUGGUGGGACACGACGGCAACAACAGCACAGUGGUAACUUCUUUGCACGCACAUUCGCGGCCGCAUUGGAUCCGCGUGGCGGCGCCGGGAAGUCGCACCCCCGACGCCCGGUGGGACUGGCCUCCUUUCUGCACAGCGAUCAGUCCUCCUCUAUACGAAUGCGACUGCUCCCCUCUUUACGCCAUCAUAAUCAACAACACCACUUUCAUCAAACAGCCGCCGCUGUUGCUUCUUCCCCCCCAUCCUCCUCGCGCAAUGAACUUACUGCCAAGUCUCUUCCUCAGGUGAGCGGUACCAACUGUCACACCUCUACAGUAGUGUCGAUAACGAAAACGUCACGGCGAGGCGCGUGCAGCUCGGCAGGGGACGCGCACUACCUUGCGCGACCACGUCCGCCCACGACUGCGGCCUUCUCCACCUCUGCCUCUCGCUCAUCCUCAGCAGCAGUGGCUGUGGGGUCGCCUCGGGGUCAGCGACUGCCCAUAGUGACGCAGAACGGCGCCGCGGGCCUGAUUACCUCCAGCGGGAGUAGUCCCACCUUUUCUUAUCCAUCCCCACCUCCUCCCCCUCCGCACAACUCCUUCGUCUAG